Molecule: messenger RNA, 2925 nt
Organism: Ziziphus jujuba (common jujube)
Lineage: Eukaryota; Viridiplantae; Streptophyta; Magnoliopsida; Rosales; Rhamnaceae
Product: receptor-like protein EIX2
Exons: 1
Coding region: 1-2925 (974 amino acids)
Molecular function (GO): protein binding
Source: RefSeq, a predicted model, not a curated record
AUGAGACAAAGUUCUCAAUCUGCAUUGCGGGUUGGGAUUCUAUGCAUGCUCAUGGCUUCUGUUGCGGGUUCCAACAUCAGGUGCACAGAUACAGAAAAGAGAGCUCUUCUAAGCUUCAAACAAAGCCUAGUGGACGAUUCCAACAUUCUUUCUUCUUGGGAAAGUCAAAGAGAUUGUUGCAAGUGGAAGGGAAUAACAUGUAACAACCAAACAGGUCAUGUUAUCAAGCUAGAUCUCCAUUAUGUUUCUGAUUAUUACUCUGCUGAGCAACCUUUAGCAGGUGAGAUAAGUCCUUCACUGCUUCAACUUCCAUAUUUAAAUUACUUAGACCUCAGUUUUAACUCUUUUGAAGGGCUCAGAAUCCCAAGCUUUAUUGGUUCUGUGAGUAAAUUGAAACACCUUAAAAUUGCUGGUGCUGGGUUCAUUGGAACCAUUCCCGACCAAAUUGGAAACCUUUCAAAUCUGCAUACUCUUGACCUCUCAAGGAACUCUGCUAUUGCUGUAAAUAACCUUGAGUGGUUGUCUCAUCUUUCUUCUUUGAGAGUCCUAAACAUGUCUGGUCUAAAUCUUAGUGAAGCAGUGAGUUGGCCACAGUCCAUAAGCAAGCUCUCUUCUCUGAUUGAGCUUCAGUUAUCUUCAUGUAACCUUCCUAAUGUCAAUCCCUCAUCACUUCCCCUUCUUAAUUCCUCCACCUCUCUCCAAGUCCUUGAACUCUCUGAUAAUCUUCUGAAAUCUUCAAUUUUUUCCUGGGUGGUUAACGUCAGCAGCAGACUUGUUCAUGUUGGAUUAAUGGCAUGUCAAGUACAAGGUACAAUCCCAGAUAUUUUCACAAAUAUGGUUUCCUUAGAAUAUCUGGAUCUCUCUUACAAUAAUCUAGAGGGUGGGCUGCCAAGAUCCUUUCAAAAUUUAUGCAGCUUGGAGUCUUUAAAUUUAUGGUCGAGCAAUUUUUCUGAUCGCCUUUAUGACUCCAUGGAAAACCUGUCGUGUGCUGGGAAUACACUGAAACACCUAUAUCUAAGUGGGAACCCAUUUUGGGGUCCAUUUCCCAAUCUUACAAGGUUUUUAUCUCUGGUAGAUUUGACCAUUGAUGGUACCAAAAUGAGUGGAUCUCUCCCUGAGGAUCUUGGGCGGCUUUCCAAGCUACAGAGCUUGAGCUUAGUUGAGAACCAACUCACCGGUUCAAUACCAGAUUUGACAGGACUUUCAUCCCUAAAGAUGUUAUUUCUUUCCAAGAAUAAAUUGAAUGGAUCUGUACCAGAGAGUAUGGGGCAGCUUUCUAGCCUUGAAAAUUUGGAUCUUUCUUCAAAUUCUUUGGAUGGUGUAAUAACUGAAGCCCACUUUUUGAAUCUCUCCGGGUUAAAGUCUUUGGAUAUUUCUAAAAAUCCUUUGUCCAUCGACCUGAGUUCUGAUUGGAUUCCACCUUUUCAACUUCGUGAUUUAGUCAUAAUGUCUUGCAAGAUUGGCCCUGCUUUUCCUAAAUGGAUUCAGACACAGAGAAAACUACAUACACUUUAUAUCACCAAUGCCGGAAUUUCAGAUUCAAUACCCAAUGGGUUUUGGGAUCUGUCUUCCAGCUUGGUGGAGUUAAAUCUCUCUUUCAACCAGAUUCAUGGGAAGUUGCCAAACCUGUCAUCCAAAAACUGCACCUAUUUCUCAUUUGAUUUGAGUUCUAACAACUUGUAUGGUCCACUGCCACCAUUUCCUCCAAACAUAAGCACGGUGUUUCUCUCCAAAAAUACGAUUUCAGGAUCUCUGUCGUCCUUAUUUGCCAUGGAAACUCCAAGCUUGUUUCAUCUUGACCUUUCUGACAAUCUACUAUCAGGGGAACUUCCCAAUUGUUGGAUUCAAUUUCAGCAAAUGCUCAACUUGAAUCUGGCAAAAAACAAUUUUUCUGGGAAAAUACCACACUCCAUGGGCUAUUUGCAAAAUCUUGCAGUCUUGCGUUUACAAGAUAAUAAUUUCUCAGGAGAACUGCCUUCUUUAGAGAAUUGUACAGAGUUGGGUGUUGUUGACUUAGGAGGGAACAAGUUAACUGGAAGAAUACCAGAAUGGAUAGGAAAACGCCUAUCAAAGUUGAUAAUUCUUCGCUUACGACAGAAUGAGUUCAAUGGAAGCUUGCCCUCAAGCCUUUGUAAUCUCCCAGCCCUUCAAAAUUUGGACCUGUCUCACAACAGGGUGUCUGGGCUCUUGCCGCAGUGCCUUAAUAAUCUGACUGCCAUGUAUAAUGAGAUAGAUGUUCGUCUAAUUCUUGGCCUUGUUCAAGUGGUUUGGAAAGGAUUAGAGCUUGAGUUUGGAGAAAAUCUUAAGUAUCUCAGAAGCAUUGAUAUUUCAAGCAAUUACUUAAGUGGGACAAUUCCUGAUAAUUUAACAAGUCUGUACAAAUUAAUAUCUCUGAACCUGUCAAGGAACAAUUUGAAUGGGAGCAUUCCCGAAAAGUUUGGUCAGUUGCACAUGCUAGAAUCACUUGAUUUGUCAAGAAACCAGAUAUUGGGUAACAUUCCUGGAAGCUUUUCUGAUUUAACUUUUCUUGGAGUUUUGGACUUGUCUCACAACAAUUUGAGUGGUAGAAUUCCAUUAAGCACCCAACUACAGGGUUUUAAUGCUUCUGUUUACAUGGGAAAUGAGGGACUCUGUGGAAAACCUCUCACAAAAAGGUGCCCAGGAGAUGAGACAGAUGAAGGUUCCAGUGCCACUAAAGGUAGUGAACAUGAUGAUAUAGAAGGAGAUGAUGAUGGUUUUGUAAGCUUCGGAUUUUAUCUUAGUAUGGGGGUCGGAUAUUUCGUAGGAUUCUGGGGAAUUUUUGGUCCUUUACUGCUCAAACGUUCUUGGAGAAACGCCUACUUUAAGUUUUUGCAUGAUGCAGAAGAUUGGAUCUACGUAAAAACAAGAGCAGCUAAAGCAAGACUAAUGCAGAAGAGACGUUAA